AUGGGGCAGGAUCCAUCUAAUGGUAAUGACCUAAAUGUGAAUAACAUUCCAGGGUACCAACGUACAACCUCUUCUAUAUAUAAUUUGAUUCAUUCUUCUAAUAAUAGCAACUUACGUGCUCAAGAAGGUGUAUCUGAAGAAAAUGGUACUAUGAAUGGCUCUACAACAAAUAAAGACAAAAGUUUCAAUAUAAUACCACAGGGACAAAAUUUUAAUUCAUAUUACAUGGGUGAUACAAAUAACAGACCAAUGCUACCAAGUCUACCAAAACCAAAUACAUCACCUCCUCAAGGUAGGACUAUAUCCCAACAUUCUAACAUUUCAAUUCCAAAUCUGCCACCUUACGAUAGAAGUUCAUCAAAUGAUAACACUUUAAAUACUCUACUUCACAAAGAUGGCCAUGAUACACCUUACUAUAAACACCUUAACAAUCUAAGUAGAGUUCCCUCCACACUUUCUAAUUUCAAACCUACUCCAUUUUCAACGGAGUCACCACAAUCUACAAGAACAUUUCCUAUUCCAAAUUCAUUGCAACCUGGUACGAACGCUAAUCAAAACUUUAUGAAGACAGAUAAUAAAAACGGCGAACUCCCAGGUCAAAAUACAAGCAUCCCGUUUGUAACGGCCCAGCAUCCGACUAAUGAAAACCUACAAUAUGCAUAUAACGAAUCAACGAACGUAACAAACAUUGCAUCUUCCAACGAAUCAUCCCGAAAUAACACCAAUGCAUCAUCGGCAACUACAGCUACAAACACAACAACUACUGCAUUCAAACCAACGACAAAGUCAAAAAUUAAUAAUACCUUGUUAGCAUCAAGAAGAAACACACAAGAACUAGUGGCUAAAUCGAUUGCAGAAAAAUAUUUAGACAAGCCAAUCUCAGAAUACGCUUCUGUUGUGAAGGAAGCUGAACUAGAUGUCUUACAUAUAAAUCCAGCAAUUCAAUCAAAGGCUUCAAUUCAGGUGUUGGAACAGAAAAAAGAAAGAGAAAGACAAGUGUAUGCGUUACUUUGGUUGAUGAAAAACUGUGAGUCCCAACAUGACAGUUAUGUACCAAGAGGGAGAAUCUUUGCCCAAUAUGCAUCUUCUUGCGCUCAGUAUAAUUUGAAGCCUUUAUCUCAAGCAUCCUUGGGAAAACUAAUUAGAACGGUUUUUCCUGGAUUAACAACAAGACGACUAGGUAUGAGAGGUCAAUCGAAGUAUCAUUACUGUGGUUUAAAACUUAUUAAUUCUGAUGGAAAUGAGAAUUAUGAUGACGAUACAGAUACCAGUAGUGUUAAUGUGAGCCCGUCCCUGAGUAAACCAAAUUCGCCAGAGGCUGUGGGCGUAAAAUUGGAAGUUUCUGAUCCACCUUUAUCGAUAAAAUCUGACAACAUAAGCACUGAAAAACCCAAGAAGCGUAAAAAUAAUAUCACUGAGGAUUCUAAGGUAAGCACACCAAUUAACAAAAAGAGCAGAUCUGACUUGCAGAGGAAUAACGAAACGAAGGAGCCGAUCGUGGCACCUGAUAAUGCUUCAAUUUCUUUACACAAUGUUUUACCAAAUAUCUUUAAAAAUGAGGUUGUUUUAUCUAAGUUGUACAAGCUUUCUUUACCACCAAUUCCAAAAAUGUUACUACCAAGUAAUAUUGAUCAAGAUAUGAUAUCCUCCUUAGAAUCUCUGUACCAUAUUUAUUGCAACAAGAUAUUUGAUAAUAUAAAGUACCUGAGGUUCGAUUCCCUUUCUACAAAUUUGUUGUUUUUCCAUACUGGGUCUGUUUCUCCUCAGAUGUACAAUCUACUGAUAUCAGAAGAAUUAAAUGAUUGGAUUGCCCAAUGUGAUAGAAUUACUCAUAUUUCAUUAGCCAAGUAUCUUUCUAAUCUCGUCCUUGAUAAAACAAAACCGUCUGAAACACGUAAUAACACGGUCAAGUCUCUAGAGAGCUUUGUUAACACUUAUCCAAAGCAAAUUUCUGAUUUGACGAUGGAACUUCCUACAACUUUACGAAACUCUAAAACAAAUACAGCCAAAGAUUUUACAUCUCUUAUGAAAAAACUUCUGAAGUUAGACAAGUUUAUAAUAAAAUUUUUGAACAGUUUCCAAGCAUUUAAGGGUGAUAUGCACCGGGAUUGGGAUACCUUAAAUUUAGAAGACAUAUACGAUAUGGUUAGCACAGAUAAGCAUCAUGAAGUAUGCAAAGAUAUCAAGGAUUUUUUGCAUGGCAACAUCACAUUAUUAUUUAAGGAAGUUCCAUCUGGAAGUGACAACUCCUCAGAUGGUACCGAAAUAAUCGAAGAUCCUUUUAAUACCUUGCUUCUGAAAUUUUUGGAGUUUGUUUCAGAGUCCACUUGUUCUGCUAAUACUUUGAUUAAUAGUUAUAUCAGGUUCACAAACGCCUUGAUUGGUGACAUAUCAUUAAAAUCGUCGGAGAAUUUACUAUUGUGGUUAUUUUUCAAUAAUGUUACUGUCCAACUAUUAAAUUACUCAUUCGAGGCCACAAAAUUCGUCGCAAUUCAUUAG
Maudiozyma saulgeensis is the source of this 2499-nucleotide messenger RNA. NCBI's taxonomy places the organism in Eukaryota, Fungi, Ascomycota, Saccharomycetes, Saccharomycetales, Saccharomycetaceae. The record is from the annotation of a GenBank genome assembly.